CCCGCUCUCGCGCUCCCGGUGCCCGCGGGGGCGCGCCCCCGACGCCCUACAUAUACUCAGGUGCGCCGCACCUGUCGGCUCGCACCUGCUGACCGCUGAACAGCCUCUCCGCACGGCAGCCUCGGGCGGACAGCCCAGGGCACUUUGGGGACUUCCAGCAUCCAGGACCGCGCCCAUACGGCCCCUCCACCUUUUGUUUAGAGUCGCCCACCCGGCGCCCCUAGUCUUUUCCAAGGGCGGAAAUGGCCAAUUCGGGCCUGCAGCUGCUGGGCUUUGCCAUGGCUGUGCUGGGCUGGGCUGGCCUGGUGGCCGCCACUGCCAUCCCUCAGUGGCAGAUGAGCUCGUACGCGGGCGACAACAUCAUCACGGCCCAGGCCAUGUACAAGGGGCUGUGGAUGGACUGCGUCACGCAGAGCACGGGCCUGAUGAGCUGCAAAUCGUACGACUCGGUGCUCUCCCUGUCGGCGUCCCUGCAAGCCACCAGAGCCCUAAUGGUGGUAUCCCUGGUGCUGGGCUUCCUGGCCAUGUUCGUGGCCACGAUGGGCAUGAAGUGUACAAACUGUGGGGGAGACGACAAAGUGAAGAAGGCCCGUAUAGCUAUGGCCGGAGGCAUCAUUUUCGUCGUGGCAGGUCUUGCUGCCUUGAUAGCUUGCUCCUGGUAUGGCCACCAGAUUGUCACAGACUUUUACAAUUCGCUGGUCCCCAUGAAUGCUAAGUAUGAGUUUGGUCCCGCCAUCUUCAUUGGCUGGGCAGCGUCCGCUCUGGUCCUCCUGGGAGGUGCCCUGCUGUCUUUCUGCUGUCCUGGAAGUGAGAGCAAAGCUGCGUACCGUGCACCCCGCUCCUACCCUAAGCCUAACUCUGCCAAGGAGUAUGUGUGAGCUGGGACCCCUCUGCCCCAGCCUGGCAGCCCAUGGGUGUGCCCAGACACCUGAGAGGACCUGAGGCAGAGAACCCAGCCCCUGGGCAGGGUGCGUAGCAGAAGCCUCUGGUCACUCCAGCCCUGCACACCGUGUACAGUUCCCUGGGGGGGGGGUGGAUGGGGGAGACGAAAAGAGGGGAGGUUGUGCUUUUUGUACAGUAAUAAACAGUAUGUUUUGGAAA
Molecule: messenger RNA, 1101 nt
Organism: Ceratotherium simum simum (southern white rhinoceros)
Lineage: Eukaryota; Metazoa; Chordata; Mammalia; Perissodactyla; Rhinocerotidae
Gene: CLDN7
Product: claudin 7
Cellular component (GO): bicellular tight junction; membrane
Molecular function (GO): structural molecule activity
Source: RefSeq, a predicted model, not a curated record